AUGAUCCUUGGGGUGUAUACAAUCCUCUUCCUCCUUUUACCUUUCUCAGGAGCCAAAUAUUCUUCAGGUGGAAACACUGAUCAAAAUAAAUAUGAGUUCUGUAAACCAACAAGAUGCUCCCAAACGGAACCAACCAUUAGAUUUCCCUUCAGACUCAGAAAUAAUCAGUCAAGGUCUUGUGGCCUUGAAGGGUUUGAAUUGUCAUGCUUCAAUAACAAGACUCAGCUAAAACUUCCUUUCACCGGCGAUUACUAUGUUCAAAAAAUUGACUAUCUUCACAGCACUAUUUCCUUUAUGGAUGUGCACGAGACACCACGCUCACUGCAAAAUCUUCACUGUGCUAACCUCUCAAACUUCAAAUUCUUUCUUUCCAACUUCAAUACUUCGGAUUACACUAUCGUGUACUGCUCUAAAAUGAUCGAAGAUUCACAGUAUGUUGUUGGAGAGAUUGAUUGUAACAGAAAUGAAAGUGAUUUUGUUUACGCAAUAUCUGCCACCGAGUUAAUGGAUAAUCUGCCUUCAAAUUGCAUUGUAAAUCAAACAGUUAAGAGUUCCGGUUAA
This is a messenger RNA of Pistacia vera, 561 nucleotides long. RefSeq names its product rust resistance kinase Lr10-like. Lineage: Eukaryota; Viridiplantae; Streptophyta; Magnoliopsida; Sapindales; Anacardiaceae. Gene Ontology annotation, molecular function: polysaccharide binding. The record is from RefSeq and is a predicted model, not a curated record. The transcript has a single exon. The coding region runs from base 1 to 561 and encodes 186 amino acids.